This is a messenger RNA of Diorhabda carinulata, 3282 nucleotides long. It is a transcript of the gene M6, whose product is annotated as proteolipid protein DM beta. The transcript has 6 exons. The coding region runs from base 91 to 978 and encodes 295 amino acids. Lineage: Eukaryota; Metazoa; Arthropoda; Insecta; Coleoptera; Chrysomelidae. Gene Ontology annotation, cellular component: plasma membrane. Gene Ontology annotation, biological process: neuron projection development. The record is from RefSeq and is a predicted model, not a curated record.
CCAAUUUAUCUUAUCACAGGUGUGGUUAGUUAUAAGAUAAGAAUAAAUAAUCAAAUUUUUGAAUUAGUCAUUGUUAUUCGUUUUCUGAAUAUGGCGAGUAAUUAUAACCAGAGAUUCACCACAUUUGAAAGGCCCUAUUUAGAAACAAAUUUAGAUAGAGAUGUAUCAAAAUCACAAACGAGUGUAUUUUCACUUAAUUCAAUCCUUGAAUCAGAAGAUGAAUACGAAUCUAAAAGUUGUUUUGAAAAAUGCCUCACCAGGGUACCAUAUGCUACACUCAUUGCAACAAUAAUGUGUGCGUUAGGAGUAGUUAUUUUUUGUGGUACUAUGUACCGAGGAGCAACUCUGGCAGUACUUAUGUUUAGUGAAGUUUUUAAUCUACAAUUAUUUUGGAUGGAUGCUGUAAAGAUGACAUUUGUUCUUAUAGGAGCAUGUAUGGGUGCUCUUGGAUUGAUGAUUUUGACCUUGGGUUUUCUGGCAACAGGUGCAACUAGACACAAAGUUUAUAGGGGAUGGGGUUGGCGAGUUAGUGGCAGACUGAGUUGUGCAAUUUUCAUGUGUGUAACUUAUACUCUACAAUUAGCUUGGCUGAUAAUGUUUUGCUUCUUGGUGAUUUCCACUUUUGUGUUCACAGUAUUUUGGAAAAUGUGUGAAAAUCCAAGAGUAGCAUCUUUCCAAGAUGACAUUGAUUUAACUCAAUUCUACUUCAUGUUUCCAGAAGGUACAAGACAAGAGCACAUGAAAGUGUCAGGAGAAAGUGCUGUGAAAGGGUUUUGUAAAGAUCAUGUAGAAAAAAUCGAAAUAAUGUUCAUUUUGGCGACUGUCGCUUCUUUACUUGUAAUAUUGAGUCUGAUUCAUUAUCUCAUGUGCCUUUCUGCAAACUAUGCUCAUAUCCGGGAUCAAGACAAAUUCUUACAAUUUCAAGAUCUCCAAAUGCUCAACGAUCACGAAUUGCUAGCAGGGAAAGAUAGAUUCUAGGAUAUAGCACAGAAAAUACACAUGCCUGAUAUAAGUUGACAAGACAUAAUGGUAGCUAAUAAUUAAACAAAAACCGAAAAAGUAUUUUACAAAUUACUGUAUAAACAAAUGAAAACAACUUAUAGUAUGUAGACAUUGAAAUUAAGUUUUUUAUACAAAAUAUCUUUUUUAUAAAUAAAUUUAAAAUAUUCUAAAAUACUACUUUUAAGUAAUGCAUUGUAACUUAGGACUACCUGUUGACUAUUAAUACCUCAUGUAGUAUCAUUAAUUCUGUUUUAAAUCAAUUAUCUGUGAGACGUUAUGUUGAAAUAUGGGCCCUGAGUAGUAGUAAAGUUGAUAAAAAAAUAAAAUUAUGGAAACGUUUAUAUAAUGUUGACUUGUUUAUGUUUACAUAUUUUAGAUUUCAGAAUUACAUUUUAUUAGGCAUUCUAUAUUAAAAAGGGGUCACUGAUUCAGUAAAAAAAAAUAGUAAAUUAUAAUAACCUAUAAAAAAUUCGAACAUUUACGGUUCAGCUCUAAUUAAAAAUGUCUUUCGAUAAUAGUAAGACCAUGAUAACUGCAAAAAAGCCCACGCAGAAUAUACGAGAGUGAUUCACCUUGAAUUGAUAAUAAUGCAAAAUUCAUUUAUUUCUCGGAAAACACCAAAACAGAUCAAAGUAUUUCUCGGACUACUCAGAUAUUAUCGUCAAUUUAUUAAAAACUUUGCCAAAAUCACGAAAACCUCUAACUAAAUGUCUUAAAAAAGGUGCUAAAAUCGAAUACAGAAAUUUUUUUCGAAACUUGCAGAAAUAUACUCAUAAAUGAACCCAUUUUACAGUAUCCCGAUUUUUCGAAAAUUUUGAACCUUACAACAGAUGCGUCAAAUGUAGCGUUAGGAGCAAUCCUAUUCCAAGGCCCGAUAGGUCAAGAUCUCCUCGUAGCGUAUGCAUCAAGAACACUAAACGAUUCAGAUCAAUCAUAUUCAACACUUGAGAAAGAACUUUUAACAAUAAUAUGGGCAACCAAAUACUAAAUGAUUCAUUCACAUUCGAAAAUUCAGUAUUUCUAACAAUCGUAGACAGUACAAGCCUAUUAUUUAGAAGCCUUAUCAGGAACAGAAGUUGCUAAUAAUCUUAUUAAAUUUUUCUGUCAUCACGGUAUACCCAAACAAAUAAUUUGUGAUAACAGAACAGAAUUUAACAAUACAUUUGUAACCGAAGUUUAAGUCCACAUAAAAUUAAAUUACAUUCUUGUUCACCAGACCACCCACAAUCAAACUGCAUUGUUGAACGUUUCCAUUCAACAAUAACCGAACACUUGAGAUUAUUAAAUACACAAGGAUUCUCCGAUAUCUCAAUAAAAAAUAAAAUUCUAUUUGCUAUUUUGGAUUAUAAUAAUUUUAUCCACUCUACAUUAAAAUUAAAACCUAUAGAUAUUGUCAACGCUCACAUUUCGGAUAAUGAUCUAUUCAAUUUAGAAUUAGAUAAAUGCUUACAUAAACCAACAUAAGGACGAAGCAAAACUAUUGUACUCAAAGAUUAUUUCUUAUCUAAUUAAAUAAAAAACUAAUCAUUUAGAAAAAAUCAAAAGAACUCGCGAAGAUCCUAAAAUAUUCACACCAAACCAAAAUAUAUUUAUUAGAAAAAACAAAAGACUGAAAAACUCCAGUAAAUUCGAUAAGGCUAUAAACAAUAAACAUGAAACGUAAAACCGUGACAACGGCAAUACUAGGUAAAAGACAUAUGGACAUUAUCAAACGCCCACUAAAAAUUUUAAAUUCCUUAGACUCUUACUUCACAUUAUUAUUUCAGAUUACCGGGAAUUCUCGGAUUCCAAGAAAUUAUUACUCCACGGAAUCUCCAAGAUAACCCCGGCCUUCUACCAGUUAAACUCGGCAGCGCAAAAUUAAUUCAAUAUUAUCAUUCGAUUUUGUACCAUUAUGAUCUUAACUCUUUAAACAUCGAAUUUAAAAAUUAAAAUCGAUAAAAUAGAAAUAGAAGAACCCCCCAAUAAUUUAAAUACAGUUAAUUCUACAGAAAAUCAGAUAGAAAAUAGAAAUAAAAGAUAGAAAAGGCAAACGUUACGGAAUAAUGUAAGAUUAUCUAAAUAGAUAAUAAAACGUAGAAUGAGUGGAAGAAAUAUCGACAAAAAGUAGAAAGGAUAGUCGAGGUGAGAAAGGAGAUAAAAAAUUAGAAACUAGAGAAGCAAAGCUAAAAAUAGGAAAUUAUAUCGAGUCAUGAUAUAUAGACCUUCCUAAAAAUAAAUUUAAUUAUGAUUGAUUUAAACAUGAGUUAUAAUAAUUAUAUGUUCCUUCUAUUGUGCUAA